Messenger RNA from Amaranthus tricolor (Joseph's coat), 2472 nucleotides. RefSeq lists its product as uncharacterized. The record is from RefSeq and is a predicted model, not a curated record. Bases 737 to 2281 code for a protein of 514 amino acids. NCBI's taxonomy places the organism in Eukaryota, Viridiplantae, Streptophyta, Magnoliopsida, Caryophyllales, Amaranthaceae. Gene Ontology annotation, molecular function: ribosomal large subunit binding. Gene Ontology annotation, biological process: ribosomal large subunit export from nucleus. Gene Ontology annotation, cellular component: nucleus; cytoplasm. The transcript is spliced from 3 exons.
CAAAUCUUUCAUCAACUAUCCUCCUUCCCUCUCUCUAAAAAGAUAAAACCCUACAAAAUCAAAAGCUAAAACUGCCGCCACACCACAGCUCUGCCGCCGCAAGCCGAACCACUGCAAUUGCUGUCUGCCACCUACUGCCACAACGCCUGCCGCCUCUCUGGUGGCUGUGUCGGUGUCGCUCGCAGUCGCUGCCGCUCGCAGUCGCUGCCGCCUGCCUAUUAUACUCACAAAACAAAAACCCUAAAAAUCAGAACUUUGAUUUUUUAAAGCCGCUGAAUCGGCCAUCAAUUCAUACGUUUCUGGUUAGGCAAUACUCAUUUUCUGAUUUAUUGCUUCUCUCCCAUACUUUCUUAUUUCUUAGGUAAAUGAUUUCUUUGUAGAUUUUAGAUCUGAAUCCUUAAACCUAAUUUGAGAAUUCAUACAUUCGUCUUGACUAUAAAUAAACUCUUGUAUAUUGUUGAGCUGAAGCGGCCUGUUUCUGUAUACUUUGAUUGUUUAAUGUUUAAAAUAUGUGAUCAGUGAAUUGAGGUGGAGUAAUAGUCAAUUGUUUAAUAUUUCUGAAUGUGGUGAAUACUAUUAUAACAUUAGUAUUUUAGUUGUUAAUUUUAUAAACGAAACUAUUUUGAAAUUUUGUCUAUUUAUUGGUGCUCCAUGGGACUCUGAACCGUGGAUCCGCCACUACUCUGUCAAGGCCUCCGAUGUGAAUUUGCCUAAGAAAAAAUGAAGAGAGUUGGCAAUGUCUCAAGAAGCUGGUAUGUUUGUUGUGCAACAAACAAUUGGAAGUGUUCUAUGCUGCAAAUGUGGUGUUUCUAUGCAACCAAAUGCUGCCAAUAUGUGUGUGAGAUGUUUGAGGUCAGAAGUUGACAUCACAGAAGGCUUGUUGAAGCAUGUGACAAUCUUAUUUUGUCCUGAAUGUGAGACUUACUUGCAGCCUCCAAAGACUCGCAUCAAGGCGCAGUUAGAAUCAAGGGAACUACUAACAUUCUGCCUUAAGAAACUGAAUUUGGAUAAAGCCAAAGUUACAUUGGUGAAUGCUGAGUUUUUGUGGACUGAACCCCACUCUAAAAGAAUCAAGGUUAAACUGAGAAUUCAGAAAGAAGUCCUUCAUGGGGCGAUUUUAGAGCAAGCUUAUAUGGUCGAAUAUGUUGUGCAUCAUCAGAUGUGUGACUACUGUAAUAGGCUGCAGGCAAACCCAGAUCAGUGGGUAGCAUCAGUUCAACUCCGGCAGCAUGUUCCACAUAGGAGGACUUUCUUUUUCCUGGAACAACUUAUUCUUAAGCAUGAUGCUGCGAACCAGGCUAUCAGAAUUAAGCAAAUGGAGCAUGGAAUUGAUUUUUUCUUCUCCAACAGGAGUCAAGGGGUGAAAUUUUUAGAGUUCGUUGGUAAAGUUGUUCCCAUCAGAAGUCGUAGUGACAAAGAGCUUGUGUCUCAGGAUUCUAAGAGCAAUACUUACAACUAUAAACACACUUUUUCUGUUGAAAUUUGCCCCAUCUGUCGUGAAGACCUUGUAUGUCUUCCUCCUAAAGUUGCCAUUGGUCUGGGAAAUUUGGGUCCUCUCGUGAUUUGCACAAAAGUGAGCAAUAAUAUAAUGUUGAUUGAUCCAAACACAUUGAGAUAUUGUUUCUUGGAUGCUGACCAGUAUUGGAGGUCACCCUUUAGGUGUUUGCUUUCUAGUAGGCGGCUGGUGGAAUACAUUGUGCUAGACAUCGAUAACGUAUCUAGUGAAGUUAAUGUUGCUGGUUCUAGGUAUGCUUUGGCUGAUGCCCAAGUUGCUCGUUUGUCGGAUUUUGGAAAGAAUGAUACGAUAUUCCACAUUAGGACACACUUGGGGCAUCUUUUAAGUCCUGGGGAUAAUGCCCUUGGUUAUGAUCUUUAUGGGGCUAAUCUUAAUGAUUCUGAAUUGGACAAAUAUAGAGGCCUUGUACUUCCUGAAGUUAUUUUGGUAAAGAAGAGCUACGAAGAGAAGCGCCAACGAAAGCGUGGCAAGCCCCGUGCUUGGAAGCUCAAGAAUCUUAAUAUGGAGGUUGAUGAUGUUACCAAAGGUAAGGUAAACCAAUAUAAGGUGGAUAACGAGUAUGAAGAGUUCUUGAGAGACUUGGAGGAGAAUCCCGAAUUGAGGUUCAAUGUUUCAUUGUACCGUAACAAGGAAUAUCAACCAUCUGAAUCAGCUUCGAUGACUGAUGGUGAUGAGUUGCCUUCUAUACCUCUAGACGAGUUGCUAGCUGAUCUUGAUAUAAGUGAUGAAGAUGAUGAAACAAAUGGUAGUAACAUGAAGGAGUGAUGACCUCCUGCAGAACUCCGUAAAGUUUUUUACAAUACUUUUGUGAAACCCUCUCCAUUUUUCUUCUAAUUUUAAUUUUGCUUUUUAGAGUAUGCAUCCUUCUAAAUACAAAGCUUGCUUUUAUUGUAAACCCAUAAUCUGCAGUAUAUUCCAUUCAGAAAUAGAUUUAUUCUAUUACAUUGAAUCAUGAA